CAAGUUAAAACUUUCCAUUGAUGCAAUAUGCCAAACAAAUAUGACGGGGGAUUUUGCUAGAUCAGAUCAUCUGUUGUGCACAAGCUGUUGUGAGAAGGGUCAGCUACAACGUGUCUCUCCAGGAAGACUCCACAAUGAAAAAAACAACCCACAGUUGCUUCUUACCGAUUAUCCUUCUUAUUAGAAUGGUUCCAAGUCUUACUGCUACUGUAAAUUAUACUGAUCCUACAUUAGAGCCUGUAGUAACUGAAAAUUCAGUCAUACGACAGAAGAUAAUAGAUUCACAGUUCAAAUGCUAUGAGAGGAUGAACAGAGCACCUCCAUAUAGGAAAAAAGGUCUGUUCUGCAACCGAACCUGGGAUGGCUGGCUGUGCUGGGACGACACACCUGCUGGCAGAAUCACUGCUCAGAACUGUCCAGAUUACUUUCCAGACUUUGACCCAACUGAAAGAGCUUCAAAAUAUUGCGAUGAAACUGGAAACUGGUUCCGCCAUCCUGAGAGCAACCGCACUUGGUCCAACUACACCCUGUGCAACUCUUUCACCUCUGAAAAACUGAAGAUGGCGUUCAUACUUUAUUAUAUGGCGAUAGUUGGCCAUGCUUUGUCUAUAACAUCCCUGUUGAUUUCCCUGGCAAUUUUCUUCUAUUUCAAGAGCCUCAGCUGUCAAAGGAUAACACUGCAUAAGAAUUUGUUUUUUUCUUAUGUGCUGAACUCCGUGUUUACAAUUGCCCACCUCAUCGCUGUUGUGCCUAACCCAGGCCUUGUAAAGAGGGAUCCAGUAAGCUGCAAAGUGCUGCAAUUCUUUCACCAGUACAUGCUGGGCUGCAACUACUUCUGGAUGCUCUGCGAAGGGAUUUACCUUCACACGUUAAUUGUGGUGGCAGUGUUUGCUGAGGAGCAGCGUUUGCACUGGUAUUACCUCUUGGGCUGGGGGUUCCCUUUAGUGCCAGCAUCUAUUCAUGCAGUUGCAAGAGCCAAAUACUUCAAUGACAACUGCUGGAUGAGUGUUGACACUUACUUGCUUUAUAUUGUUCAUGGACCUGUAAUGGCAGCUUUAUUGGUCAAUUUUUUCUUUUUGCUUAACAUUGUCCGAGUUCUGGUGACAAAGCUAAGAGACACCCACCGUGCUGAGUCCAACAUGUAUAUGAAAGCUGUCAGAGCCACAUUAAUCCUGGUGCCCUUACUAGGAAUUCAAUUUGUUAUUAUUCCCUGGAGACCAGAAAACCGCCUUGCUGGAGAAAUAUAUGACUACAUCAUGCAUAUAUUAAUGCAUUACCAGGGCUUACUUGUGGCGACUAUAUUCUGCUUCUUCAAUGGUGAGGUACAAGGAGCUUUGAAAAGGCAAUGGAUGCAGUACAAAACCCAGUGGGGCCAAAGGCGCCGAGAGCACUGUUCCACCCGAUCUACCUCCUACACUGCAACGUCAAUCACAGAGGUCCCCGUGUACCUGUACCAUCAUGACUCCAACAAUGAACAGCUAAAUGGAAGAUACAUAGAUGACUCUGAACUUGUUGCAUUGAAAUCUGGAGAGACGUCUGCCUAGCUCAGCAGCAGCCACUGCAAACACACCAUUUCAUGUCCUGCUUAUGAACAAAGAGAGGGAAAGGGUGGGAGUGCAGAAGCCCAAGCCACUGUGAGAGAACGCAAGACCAGGUGAAUGUACACGUCAUAUCCAAACCACAUCAGCCUUUGACAGCGAUGGCCUAGAGAGAGUCUGACGCAGAGGUGGGAAUGGCAUUUAUUCCUAUUGAGCGUGGACCUGCCCACCAGGCUACAUAAUUCCCACUCCUCCUGACACUGGCCAUAUGAAGUGACAAUCUGGCAGAAGCAAUGGUGCCAGGGAGCCCACAGCAAAUAGGAAAGAAGGAACCAGCAUGUGGCAAUGGGAAACUUUCAGCACUUUUUGCUUUCAGUACUUUUCUUUAACACGAGAUUUUAAAUGUCAACUUUCACAUGAUGUGACUGGCUUGGAGUCCUUUACUUUUCCCCUUUUAAGGAACUUGGUGACUUCCUAAAAGAGUUUGCACAUUGCAAG
Cygnus atratus (black swan) is the source of this 2036-nucleotide messenger RNA. RefSeq names its product calcitonin receptor (gene CALCR). The record is from RefSeq and is a predicted model, not a curated record. The coding region runs from base 135 to 1544 and encodes 469 amino acids. Gene Ontology annotation, molecular function: amylin receptor activity; calcitonin receptor activity. Gene Ontology annotation, cellular component: axon; plasma membrane. Lineage: Eukaryota; Metazoa; Chordata; Aves; Anseriformes; Anatidae. Gene Ontology annotation, biological process: cell surface receptor signaling pathway; adenylate cyclase-activating G protein-coupled receptor signaling pathway; positive regulation of cytosolic calcium ion concentration. The transcript has 13 exons.